AUGAGCCUCACUGCCGUCAGCACCCUCCUCCUCCUCCAAGCUAGUGGUCUGAACGUCGCUUUGCGCCCACGAGCGCAGCGUCCGCGCUCGCGUGCGCCGAUCGCGACACCUGAACCAUCGCCGCCGCCACCGACCGCGUCGCUUCAGAAGGACAAGCUUGCAGCCAAGGCGCGGGUGGCGGCUGCAAAGGACGAGCUGGCUGCUGCGGCGGAGCGGCGCGAGGCUGAAGCACAGACAGCGGAGAGGUGCGCUGCAGAGGCACGGGCGGCGGCAAGCCGAUCGGCGGCCGCCCAAAAGGUUGCGGACGAGGCGGCCGCCGCGGCGUCGGCCGCGGAGCAUGAGCUGGCUUCGGCGACGGCGGACCUCGACGCGGCGGCGGCGGCGCUGGAGGCGUGGGAGAAGGAGAAUCCGCUCUCAGCGCUCGGCUCGGUUGGCGUGGCCGUCGGCAUCGAGGUUGGCGCCGCAGUCGCAGAGACGGCGGGCAAGGCGCUGCUCUCCAGCCUGUUCGGCGAGUCAAAGUCGGAGCGCGAGGCGCGCGAGGCGCGCGAGGCGGCGGUGGCUGCGGAGGCCAAUGCCGAGGCCGAGGCGGCCGCCGCGCGCGAGCGCGCGGCGGCAGAGGCGGCGGCGGCGGCGGCUGAGGCUGCGGCCGCGGCGGCGGCAGAGGCGGCGGCGGCAGAGCGCGCGGCUGCGGAGCGGCGCGACCAGGAGCUGCGGCAGAAGCGGGAGGCGGCAGAAGAAGCAUUGCGUGUCCAGAGACCGCGCCCGCUGAGCGACGUCGCGGCGACGCAGGCGGCCGAGGCUGCCGUCAACGCCGCCGCCGCCGCCGGGCUGAUGGACGCCGAUGCGGCGGAGGAGAAGAAGCGUGAGCUGCAGCAGGCUGCCGAGGCGCGUGAGCGGCUCGGGCGCCUCCGUCUCUUCGAGUCCGACCUAGCGCUGCUGGGCUUCGAGGCUGUGAGCGAGGACGACCUGCUCGCGCUGGACGAAAAGGCGCUGCGGGCGCAGUUCCGCCUUCGGUCGCGCGAGCUGCACCCUGACGCCGCAACCGAGGAGGAGCUGGCGGGACGCCCGUCCGUCUAUGAGCUGAACGCGGCGUACACGAGCUUGCUCAAGCUGGUCAGGCGCGACAAGCGCGAGUUCUCCGACCACUCCUCCGACGACUCCUCCUCCGACCGCGACUCAUGCGGCACCGGCUCCACUAGCGAGGCGAAUGACAUAUUCGACACCCUCGAAGACCAUCUCGGCUACGGUUCCGACUCCGGCUUCGGCCGGUAG
Messenger RNA from Emiliania huxleyi CCMP1516, 1272 nucleotides. RefSeq lists its product as hypothetical. Lineage: Eukaryota; Haptophyta; Isochrysidales; Noelaerhabdaceae. The transcript has 2 exons. The record is from RefSeq and is a predicted model, not a curated record. Bases 1 to 1272 code for a protein of 423 amino acids.